AUGUUAAAGAAGACGAUUUGGAGUGUUCAACAUAUCAAUAUGUUAAAAGUGAUAGUUCGGGGUGUUCAACUUGCCCAUAUGUUAAAAGCGAUGGUUCGAUUUGUAGAAAAGGUUGUUGGCGGGUCAAAGGGAUAUUGUCCUGAACAUGCAAAGAGGGUUUACUUUCGAAAUUGGUAUGAGAGACAAAAGGUACAGAGAAUAGAAGUAGAUGAAUAA
Molecule: messenger RNA, 216 nt
Organism: Cetraspora pellucida
Lineage: Eukaryota; Fungi; Glomeromycota; Glomeromycetes; Diversisporales; Gigasporaceae
Source: the annotation of a GenBank genome assembly